Molecule: messenger RNA, 3176 nt
Organism: Exaiptasia diaphana
Lineage: Eukaryota; Metazoa; Cnidaria; Anthozoa; Actiniaria; Aiptasiidae
Product: serine/threonine-protein kinase tousled-like 2
Exons: 26
Coding region: 82-2280 (732 amino acids)
Biological process (GO): chromosome segregation; intracellular signal transduction; peptidyl-serine phosphorylation
Cellular component (GO): nucleus
Molecular function (GO): ATP binding; protein serine/threonine kinase activity
Source: RefSeq, a predicted model, not a curated record
AAGUACGAUUGAGACCGCGCGGUGCAACACCGAACAGGGUCAAAAAAUGGCUGAAAAAAUGCUUUUCUAGUGGAAUUAGGAAUGGCCGAGGCUGUGCGCUCGACCGAUCAAAGUUGUGUUGGUUUUCAGUUGCAACUUGAUAGAAGUAACAGCAAAUCCCACGACAUGGAUCGCUCGUCAAACUCCUCAAUGGAAGCCAAAGAACCYGAAGCGUCUUUUUCACAUUUUUCUGGCUUAGAAGCGUUAAAUCCACAGAAGAGAGAACUUCUAGAGGCGAGAUUUUCAGCUCCAAGGCCUUUCAAUCAAGACUCUCAAAGCAAUGCAUCAUCAGUUGGCAGUGAAAAGGAUAUUGAUCCAGCAACACCAGGAAGUAGGUCUGACAAGUAUGGAGGACGAAAGAGAAAGGCGCCUGUAGAAGGUGACUCGCCAGGUGUGUCCAAAAGUGGGCGUCCAGAUCCACAGAAUGUAAAAAUAACAGAGUUUUUCAAGCAAAGUGACAUGCCUCAUCCAAGAACCAGAAGUCCCCAAAAUCUUCUGCCAUCUUUCAAUUCAUUGUGUAAGAUUGAAAGUAACAUGUCUGGAAGUCAAAUGUCAGUUGGACAGCUAAACAACCAGAAUAGUGCUAUGCACACAUUCAAAGAGGAUGAUAUUGAGUGCAUUAGUGUCCAUGAAGCUUGCCAGACAACUUUGACAUCAUCAACAAUCAAGGAAAUGGAAGAACAGUUAUCGUCAGGAGUUCACUCUUCUCAAAAGAAGGACAGUACCAUUGAAGAACUCAAAGCUGGUAUUGAAGAUUACAAACAACAAUAUGAAAAACAAAAGCUUUUGAAUACAAAAAUGGAAGCCAGUCUCAAAAAGUGUAUGACUGUCAACAAGGAACUGUUGGUGUCUGCAUCAAUUAAAGAGAAGAAAGAGGUGCGACAUCGAUGCAGGAAAAACAAGUUCAGAUUGGGGCAGUUUAUACCAAUGAGGCAAGGGGCACACUACAAUGAGUCUUGGAAGGAUGGUCAUGCUUUUAAAGAGCUCAAUGAGCAACAAGAGAAACUAAAUCAGCAAAAAGAAGAACUUGAGAAACAGAAAAAACUUUUAUUGAAGAAAAAACCCGGAAACUCAGCAAGCAAAGAAAAGAAGUCAUCAAAAAUUGCUACUGCAAAUGAUAGUGACUCUUUUCAGAGACCUGUGUCACCCAUCUUAUCACCAAGUGAAUACUAUGAAAGAGAAGAAAUAUUGAAACUCAGAGCAGCAGCUCUUAAAAAGGAAGAAUCAGAUUUACAACUUGAAAUGGAUAAACUUGAUAAACAGAGAAACCUGCAUAUCAGAGAGACCAAACGAAUACAUAAUGAGGAUGAGUCCAGAUUUAACAAUAAUCCUCAACUUAAUGGAAGAUAUUUACUACUGAAUUUACUUGGUAAAGGAGGAUUCAGUGAAGUUUAUAAGGGUUACGACUUGUUUGAACACCAGUAUGUGGCCUGUAAAAUUCACCAACUUGUGAAAGAAUGGAAAGAAGAAAAAAAGAAAAAUUAUAUAAAACACUCAGUCAGAGAAUAUAAUAUACAUAAGACACUUAACCACCCUAGAAUAGUUCGACUUUUUGAUGUCUUUGAAAUUGAUAAUGACACGUUUUGUACUGUAAUGGAAUAUUGUGAUGGUCAAGACUUGGAUUUCUUACUUAAGCAACAUAAAAUAGUUCCAGAAAGAGAAGCAAAAUCUAUAAUAAUGCAGAUGGUYAGUGCRCUGAAAUAUCUCAAUGAAAUUAAACCACCUGUAAUACAUUACGACCUCAAACCAGGUAACAUAUUAUUAGUAGGCAAAGGAGCUCUGAGUGGAGAGGUUAAAGUCACAGAUUUUGGGCUCAGUAAAAUAUUUGAGAGUGAUGAGGACGGAAGUAUGGAACUAACAUCACAAGGAGCAGGAACAUAYUGGUACCUCCCCCCUGAGUGCUUUGAAAUUGGCAAGCAGCCUCCUAAAAUCUCUUCCAAGGUUGAUGUCUGGUCYGUUGGUGUUAUUUUUUAUCAAAUGUUAUUUGGCAAAAGGCCAUUUGGACAUGACCAAACGCAAGCUUCAAUUCUAGAAAAUCGUACAAUACUUAGGGCAAAGGAAGUGGAAUUCCCCAACAAACCAGCCAUUAGCAAUGAAGCGAAGAACUUCAUUCGUAAAUGUUUAUGCUAUCGAAAAGAAGACCGAGUCGAUGUCUUGUCACUUAGUGAAGACGGCUAUCUCAAACCUCCCAGUAAAAAGUCUUCGUCUACYUCACAGAACCCACAAAGCAGUUAUACUUAGUGUACAUAGUACAAUAGAAAAGUAAACUUUAGYAUAGAGGCGACAGAUUGCAUCAAAAGUCUGUCUAAAGUAGUACUUUUACGGACAAAUAAAAAAUCGACAAAUAUAACCUUGGUAAAAAGUUAUAUUUGUUGUGUGGACGUUAGAUGUAAACGCUCAAUAAGAAGUCGUUUACRAUUUCAGCUCYACGUUUAUACURAAAUUUUGCUAACRCCACGUUUUGUAUGGAUAGUUGUCUCUUGUAGCAGAAUUGUUACGCGUUAGACGAGGUAACGGCCCAUUUCAUACGUCGUGUUUCAGGCGUUCCAAAUUUUAGUCAAACGAAAUAACUGCAUGGAAUAUAAGUGCCUAAUUUACUUUUCAAAAUGUUUUGAUCUGGUAUUCUUACAUCUUUGAGCAUCUUUCAAAGGCAUAGUUUAUCAAAUCAGUAAAUAUUUUUUAUAACUUCAAAUCAUUCGAAAACUACUAUUGCAAAUUUGAACGUAAGUCCUAUUUCAAUUUUUCAUUCUGAGCUGUUGAAUUUGUUUCAAACGUCGCCUUAUACAUCCACUCAGAUAUGAGAUACGGCGUUUGAACUGGGUCAUAAAGUCUCGUGCAGACAUUUUCUACAACUGAUUGAUGAACGUUUAGAACUCAGCUAGAAAAAUCACCCUUCUGUUAUACACAGAGAGCGACCUUCUCGCUAUCGUGCACUGGGGGACUCUGUUAUAAAGACAACAUUUCCCGUAAUCAGGCACUUAAAUCCUACGAGAGAAAACUCAAGCUGUUGACAGCAUGUUUUUGCUUUAAGUGAAGACCAGUGAAUUAAAAUCUAUUAGGAAAAGUACAUAGUUAUGUUAUUAAAAAAGACAAGAAAGCAUCUGUACAAUAUUUGAAUAAAAAAAGGUAUGCUUUUA